Soboliphyme baturini is the source of this 261-nucleotide messenger RNA. The record is from the annotation of a GenBank genome assembly. Lineage: Eukaryota; Metazoa; Nematoda; Enoplea; Dioctophymatida; Soboliphymatidae.
AUGCCGGUCCCAGGUCCGGAUGAAAAAUGCAUGAGGAUUGGCGGCCAUGACGAGGUCUUCCGCAAGAGACACCUACCUCUCAUGAUUUCCCGUAAUCGAACAUUAUGCCGGCUCAGUCGUCGCCCGGAUGCCAAGGGUCGCUCAGGUUUUUGGACAAUUGUGGCCGACUGCGAAAAAUUGACAAUUACAACAGGCUUCACGCCUUUCGGCAACUGGAAGCGGAGCAACGCGGCGAAGACUGCUGAAGAUACACAAGAAUAG